Molecule: messenger RNA, 990 nt
Organism: Arachis duranensis
Lineage: Eukaryota; Viridiplantae; Streptophyta; Magnoliopsida; Fabales; Fabaceae
Product: ribulose-1,5 bisphosphate carboxylase/oxygenase large subunit N-methyltransferase, chloroplastic
Biological process (GO): peptidyl-lysine monomethylation
Molecular function (GO): protein binding; protein-lysine N-methyltransferase activity
Source: RefSeq, a predicted model, not a curated record
GUGGAUACCUUUUUGGAUUAUGAUAAUUUAUCAAAGGGAAUUGUCUUUACUACAGAUCGGCCGUAUCAACCAGGUGAGCAGGUGUUCAUUUCAUAUGGAAAAAAAUCAAAUGGGGAGCUUCUAUUAUCGUAUGGGUUUGUUCCAAGGGAAGGCGCCAAUCCUUGUGAUUCAGUUGAGUUGUCAGUGUCACUCAAGAAAUCUGAUAAAUCCUACAAGGAGAAAUUAGAACUCUUGAAGAAGUAUGGAUUAUCAGGAUCUCAAUGUUUUCCAAUACAGAUUACUGGUUGGCCAUUGGAGUUAAUGGCUUAUGCUUAUUUAGCUGUUAGUCCUUCAAGCAUGAGAGCGCAAUUUGAAGAGAUGGCUGCGGCAGCAUCGAAUAAAACUACCAUCAAGAAAGAUUCAAGAUAUCCUGAAAUAGAGGAGCAAGCAUUGCAGUUCAUACUUGACAGUUGCGAAUCCAGUAUAUCGAAAUACAACAAUUUCUUACAGGCAAGUGGAUCUCUGGAUUUAGAUGUAACUUCUCCGAAACAACUCAACCGUAGACUUUUUCUGAAACAGCUCGCGGUGGACUUGUGUACAAGCGAGCGAAGGAUAUUAUUUCGUACUCAAUAUAUACUGAGAAGAAGACUGAGGGAUAUGAGGGCUGGUGAAUUAAGAGCUUUAAAAAUCUUUGAUGGGCUCCGAAAUCUUUUCCAAUGAGACCAUUCAUACAUGGUAGUCCAUAUAACUUUGUCCCGGUUUUACCCUCCUUGUUUUAAAAGCAUGGAUCUCACCUUUUAAUAUUAUGAAAAAUUUGCUGAGGUCAUACAUGGUAAGUUUCUUUGUAUAAUGUAAGUCAAAAUUUUUACACUAAAAUUAGCCAUCAAUAUAUUUGUGUAUAAAUAUAUGUGUUCAAUUUGUUUUCAAUGUGUAUUUAUAUUCCAACAUAUAUUUUAUUUCAUAUUAAUAGUUGAUUUUGAGGCAAUUGAAAAUUUUGGCAAAAAUGAGAAU